Messenger RNA from Brassicogethes aeneus, 1527 nucleotides. The record is from the annotation of a GenBank genome assembly. NCBI's taxonomy places the organism in Eukaryota, Metazoa, Arthropoda, Insecta, Coleoptera, Nitidulidae.
GAUUAACCUUAAAUAAUAGCGGUUUGACAGUGUUUCAGUUUUGAAGCGUUUUGUUGUUAUAAAUGGUAAAACAAAGUAUUUAUAAUGGUUGUCUGCAAGUUUUUUUUGCAAGGGACGUGUAAAUUCGGCAAUACGUGUAAAUUUGAUCACACCCUAUCAGAUCCUUAUCAUUAUGUGAACCCCAAUGCAGGGGGUGGUACCUCAAUACUUAGACAGCCAGCAGCAGCAUAUGUAAAACCUAAUCAAACCUCAGCACCAAUUGAUACAGCCACUCUCGUCAAGUCUGUUGUAAACGAGGCUAUAGCUGCUGAAAAAGGUGGACAAUGGCCUUUAACGUGUUACGCGCCUUUCAAAGAAAAACCGGCCUUUCCUGGUUUGGAGGAUACGAGUUUUGAGGAGGUCAGAUUGGGUUUUUAUGAGGCUAGAGAUAAUGGUGCUCUGGAUCAAUAUACCAGAAAAAUACAGGAGAUGUUACAGACUAGAAUGAUGCAAUUAAAAGCUUUGCAAAACCCUUCGCCUGAUAUAGUAAAAAUUUUACAAAAUAUAUACGAUACUCCCGUUAAUGGCGCCAAUAAUUUUGCUGGGAAUGCAUUUCCCUCACCAACAGCAAAUAAUACGCCUUUUGGCGGGAAUUCCAACAAGCCAUUUGUACAAACCACCAACAGUGUCUUUGGAGGUAAUAGUACAUCUGUUUUUGGAGGUUUCCCUCAAAAUUCUCAAGUGGGAGGUUCCAUAUUUCAAAAUGCAGCACCUCAACAAAGCACCUUUCAACCUCAACCCCAACAAUCGAUUUUUGGAGGUCAAACAACCUCACCUUUUGGAAGCGCGCCUCAAAGCAAUGCGUUUGGAGGUAGCCCUCAAAAUACCGCCUCAAUUUUUUCUCCCACCCCUUUCGGUCAAACUACAAACAGUAUUUUUGGAGGAAAUCAACCUCAACCGCCUCAACCUCAACAAAGUGGUAUUUUUGGGGGAAAUCAACCUCAACCGCAACCUCAACAACCAAGCGGUAUUUUCGGGGGUAAUCAAACACCUCAACAAGCAAGCGGUAUUUUUGGAGGUAAUCAAAACCCUCAAAGUACAGGUGGAAGUAUUUUUGGGGGUAAUCAACCUCAACCUCAAACACAAUCGGUUUUUGGGCAAAAUUUCGCACAAAACCAGGCUCAACUAGCACAACCUCAAAAUCCAUAUGGAGGCCCUCAAGCGUUUGUGCAACCCCCUCAAAAUCAACCCCAAGCUUUUGCUCAAAGUCCUUUGACGCAAACCACUCAAAGUGUUUUCAAGCCUGUCUUUGGUGGAACUCCAAACGUUCCAGCAAGUACUUUUGAAGUCGACGCCUCUAUUUACUCGAAAUUUGAGGAUUUAUCGCCAGAGGAGGUCGACUGGUUUAGGAGGGAAAAUUUUGAUGUUGGUUCUAUACCUGAAAAACCACCUACUUAUGAGAUGUGUCACCAAUAGACUGAAUGAUGUGUUAAAGCUGUGAAUAAAUUAUUAAAAGUAAGUGUUUAUUGUAAAAUAUUUGUUUAUUAA